Molecule: messenger RNA, 882 nt
Organism: Naegleria lovaniensis
Lineage: Eukaryota; Heterolobosea; Eutetramitea; Acrasida; Naegleriidae
Exons: 2
Coding region: 1-882 (293 amino acids)
Source: RefSeq, a predicted model, not a curated record
AUGAAAGUUGAAACCACUUAUGAAAAAUCUGGUAACAGCGCUUUACUGGAUGGCAUUGAACAACUUAUUAACCGAUCACUCGCUACCUGCGACAUGGGUGGUAUUUCAUUUCAUUUUUCAGUUGCCAUUCCGAAACAUUACAAGUCUCAAUACCAUGUUGGAUUUUUAGGACUACUUGAAAAUGGUGAUCAAUCAGAAUCGAGCAGCUCUCAGAUAGAACAGUUUGGAAUAUCCGUUCGAACAGAUAUCAAUACUCUCUAUGUUUUGCAAGAUUUCGAAACGUUUAUCAUCAAGUUCAGUCCAGUCAUUGAUGUCACAAAAAUUGGAAUGAUUACAAUGAAAAAUUACUAUGACCUUGGAAUUAGUGAAUUCGAAAGAUUCUCAACUGUCAUCAGAUAUAUGAAAUCAGUUGUAAAAAUCGAAAGAGAGGGAAGAAUGGAACGUAUUCCUGUCAAUGAUGUGGUUCGAAAUGUAUUAGAACAUUCAGAAUCCGACUAUACCACUUGGUAUGGAUUAAAUUAUGAAACCAAGUUUGUUCUUCAACCUUGUUCAAGCAAUCGUUUAACCAAGCAAGAGAAAGAAGAAGAAAGUAAGGGUUUUGAGGAGGAGUUCAAACAGAUCAGGCCUAUCCAAAGACAAAAGAAAUAUCUACGAGAAGAUAUUAUGUGUUUGGAUGAUAAUGACGACGAAAAGGUAAUGAGUGAGCUUGAAAAAGCAUGUGUGAGUUGUGGAGUGGAUUGUGGUGUGAUUGGCUUAAAGGUCACUUCAGAAACCCUUGCUAGCUACAAGAAAUAUCUUGGAAAAGAAGAACUUAUUUGUGGUCCAAUUUGUGCUGCAUGUAGAAAUCAGUAUCGACGAAACGUGAGUUAUUCUAAGAAGUAA